Messenger RNA from Uranotaenia lowii, 2787 nucleotides. RefSeq names its product myelin expression factor 2 (gene rump). Gene Ontology annotation, molecular function: mRNA binding. The record is from RefSeq and is a predicted model, not a curated record. Lineage: Eukaryota; Metazoa; Arthropoda; Insecta; Diptera; Culicidae. Gene Ontology annotation, cellular component: nucleus; cytoplasm. The coding region runs from base 396 to 2078 and encodes 560 amino acids. The transcript has 5 exons.
UACUCUUGGUGUUCCUAGCUCUCGCAUUAAAGGUAAAAUCUUGAAUUUUCCACCAUGGUAGGCAGAACUUGGGGCCAGCGCUCCGCCAUAUUGUUUUUCCUGUUUCGGUUUCCGUUUUUGGCCGACGUUUCAUAACCUAAAAAAAUUCAAAGCCGUUUGUUUACCUCCAGCCUGUUAUACCUAUUAGCGCGUCAGGCUGAAUCCUUUGGGUUUCAGACCGCUUUUGUUGUACCUAGGGUGUGAUGAUAAAGAAAGUUUUUCUGUUUUCUAGCUGCAUAGUUUCGACUCACUAGUUGAAGGAUAAACAUCUCGUGUUUGGGUCUUCCUUUUUCUGCGAUCACAGUACUUGGUGGUUUUCUUUGGUGUGUUUUGACCUUUGCUUCGCUCCUCUUGCAAUGGACAACGAUAACGAUCAGCAGAGCCGUGACCGGUCUCGCCGGAGUGAACGCGGUGGCGGCCGUAAUAGCAAUCGCUUCAGCAGCAACGAUAGAGACCGCAGCCGGGACAGGAAUCGCGACGACUGUCGUCGGAUCUACGUGUCGAACGUCCCUUAUGAGUAUCGUUGGCAAGAUCUGAAAGAUUUGUUCCGCAAGGAAGUUGGGGAUGUCAGCUUCGUGGAAUUGUUCCACGAUGAAUCGAUGAAGCCUCGGGGUUGUGGUAUUGUCGAGUUUGAAAAGUCCGAGCACGUCCAGAUUGCGCUGGACAAGAUGAAUCGAUUCGACAUCAACGGGCGUCAGUUGGUCAUUAAGGAAGACUAUGGAAACGAGCGGGACAAGUUUGGUCGCGUGAUCCCGAAAUCGUUCCGUGGAGAACGGGAAAACGAUAACGGUCGUCGAGGAGGCGGCGGCGGUGGAGGAGGAGGUCGAGAUCGCGAUGAUGAUCGAAUGUACGUUCCUUCAUCUAUUGGUUCCGGCCGGGAUGAUGGCGGCUUCAAUCCGGAUUUCAAUACCUACGGUCUCAGCAUCAAGUUUUUGGAAGGUCUCGGCAUUCAGGGGCCUCUGCACACCCGCAUCUUCAUCGCCAAUCUUGAUUAUAAAGUCGAUAAAAAGAAGCUCAAACAGGUGUUUAAGUUGGCUGGAAAGGUUCAGAGUGUGGAUCUCUCAGUCGAUAAGGAUGGCAACAGCAGAGGUUUCGCCGUCGUUGAGUACGAUCAUCCGGUCGAGGCCGUUCAGGCCAUUUCAAUGUUCGACCGGCAAAUGUUGUUUGACCGUCGCAUGACCGUUAGGCUCGAUCGUGUUCCGGACAAAACUGAGCUGAACCGUUUGCCCGAAGGUCUCAAGGCUAUUGGCAUCGGUUUGGGUCCCAAUGGUGAGCCGCUCAAGGACGUGGCCCGUAAUCUUCCGUCGAUUCAGCAACAGAACAAUUCUCUUCAGAACAAUUCCAUCCAAAAUGCGGCGCCUACUCCGGUGCAGCCUCCACUCGCCACCAAUCUGCUCAACGCCGCUACUAACAAUCUGUCCGGUUUGAAUUCGAAUCUUGCCGCUCAGCUCAGCAGCGUGGUAGGUUUGACCAAUUUGACUGGAAAUCUGCAAAAUUCGCUUGCCUCCGCUGCUGCUCUCUCUAAUCUGACUGGAUUGAGUAAUUUGAGUGCUGCUGCUGGUGCUGGUGGUUUGGGUGCCAGUCUUGGUGCCAUCGGCGCAUCUGGGGCUUCGGGAUUAGGUGGUCUGGGUUCGCUAACAGGCAACUCUGGUGGUGGCAACGAUAGUUUCAGUCAGAGCUACUCGUCCAGUGCUUUCGGAAACAGCGGAAAUCGUGGCAACGAUUUCGAUCUCGGUUCUUCCAACGUCCGCAACUACAGCACCGCACCAAAUGAUGACUAUGGCCGCAACUAUGGAAGCAUGAACAACGGCAACCGCAAAGCAACGGAUACGAUCAUCAUUCGCAACAUGCCAUCAUCCUGGACCUGGCAAACUCUGCGAGAUAAAUUCCGCGAUGUUGGAGAGGUCAAGUUUGCGGAAAUCCGCGGCCAAGAUACCGGUGUUGUGCGAUUUGCAAAGGAACGUGACGCCGAAGUUGCCAUCAAACUCAUGGAUGGAUCACGUUUUGACGGCCGAACAGUUGAUGUUACUUUCUUCUAAGUGACCAUUAUCUUCCCUCUUCCCCAAUUUCGUGUACGUUCACUUCCAGAUAAACAUUGUGAAACUUAUAGUAGUAGCGGUAGGUGUAGCUCAAGCAAGGUCUAUCCAACUAUCGUAAUCAGUUCUAGAAGCUAUUGUUCUUACAGCGUAGGGGAGGAGAGUUAAGUUUUGGUCGCAGUGGUUCGGGACUCUAAGUUGACUUCAUCGAUUUGUAACAUUUGUUUUCGCUUUGAAACAUUCUCCUAUCAGUUGAGUCCCACUUGUGGGACCUUCAUCGAUCUAGUUUCAUUCGAGUUUAGGUUUUUUUUAGUUGGUUUAAAAUCUCCCCGUUUCCGGCGUUGAUUUUACGUAAUUGAUUCGCGUAUCGUUUAUUCCGCUUUUUCGUUUCUAAAUGCUGAUGGAUAUUUUACUAUGAGCGAAGGCAUUGACAACAAACAGUGGAAGUUUUACAAAUCACCUAGAAUUAGUGGAAAACUAUAUUAAGCAUUACUAUUCCAAAACAUCAACUCGUCGGUUGGCAAUAAAUGUGCUGCCAAUUGCAGCAGGUAGUAUACAACAGUACACAUGGCACAUUGCUUUGAAUUUUAAAACCGAAAUCGGUGUCACAUUUACCACAGGUAGCGUAUGUAGUGAACUACCGGUGUCCGUAGUUUGAUGGCAUCCGCCCAUAAGGUGUUUAAACGGUAAUAAAAAUCAUAAUAAAAAGCCA